This is a messenger RNA of Phyllostomus discolor (pale spear-nosed bat), 6861 nucleotides long. RefSeq names its product protocadherin alpha-C2. Bases 1594 to 4449 code for a protein of 951 amino acids. The record is from RefSeq and is a predicted model, not a curated record. Gene Ontology annotation, cellular component: plasma membrane. Gene Ontology annotation, biological process: homophilic cell-cell adhesion. Gene Ontology annotation, molecular function: calcium ion binding. Lineage: Eukaryota; Metazoa; Chordata; Mammalia; Chiroptera; Phyllostomidae. The transcript is spliced from 4 exons.
GCCGCUUAUGUUUUCUUAAAGAUGGGAGACGCUACUCAGCCUGAGCAGUAGCAGCAGUGAAGGCAUUGUAGAGUUACAAUAUUCUAUGGGUAAUAAUUUUCCCCAAGGAGUCAGUUUUGGUCUUCAGCAUUAUGAAAGUAACUGUGGCCACACUGAGGCCUGAGAAUAAUUGCCACUUGUGAAGCAUUCACUCUCCUGAAGGUACUAUACUUGGCACUUAAUUCACACAACCCCCAUAUUAUUAUACUAAUGUUAUAAAAGUGGGUACUGAGACUGAGAGAGGUUAUAUUAUUUUCCCCAGACCACACAAGUAGUAAGUUGGAAACUAGGAAUCAGGUUGGAGAAAUUUCUGCUGUUGAAGCUAGUGUUCUCUUUUAGAACCUGCAAGCACCUCACAGAGAACUGACACUUAGGACUAGUGGCUAAAUUAGGUUUAUUUAAUAUCAAAAUAAUGACAAAGAGAGGAGUUAAGUGUCAGAAAUGAAAGAUACCUAAAUGUGUCAUCCAACAAAAUAUGAGUAUGCUCAUUAUUAUCCAGAUAUUAAGGGCAUUUUCAAAUUUAGCUAAUGAAAUGAUAACCAUGGUUCGGGAAAGAACUACUCUGAGAUUCUGCAUUUACUAGGGAUUUGCAGUCAUGAUGGGCGGUGAUUGUUAUUACUCACAGAAGAGACAUAAUGUGAGGCUUUGACAGUCCAUACAGAUGGAAACGUGUAAAGUGGAGUGGACGAUGCAGACAACUGGGCCCCCAGCGAGAGCACCACCCAGGCCUUUCUGGGCUUCAUGCAUGUACCUCUGUGGCGCCCACUGUCCUGGGCAGCUUCAAGGAGGGCUUCUCCGUCCAGCCUAAGCUGAGGUCCCCAAAAUGCCUCAACAGCAGCCCCCAGACCCCCAUCAGCUCCCUGAAGUUCUCAUCCCUUGAGGGGUUCCAGCCCAACCUUGGCCCACCAGAGAGCAUGGAGCCCUCUCUACCUCCUCUCCUGCUGCAGCAGCUGCCACCACCACCUGGGAGCACUGUCCCCUGCCCCAUCUGAUCCCCACAGGGCCCAAGAAGUCAAAGAGGGGCCGUGGGUGCCCUGGGCGCUGGGAGGACGGGUAGGAAUGAAGACAGCCGUUGAGGCUUCUCUCUGCAGGCGGUGAAGGCAGCAGGACCCUGGGGACUUUCGGGGUACUGGAGUGAGUGUGCGAGAGCCUGUUUCUGUGUUGGGAAUGGCUGUGACCCUGAGUCAUAAGCAUGAAGGGCUGGCUGCGGUAAUGGCUGUCCGUGAAGGAGACUCCCACGGCUGAACUGUACGCUUGCAGAAUUAAAGUAUCAAAUCAGGAGGUAAAAGAAAAAAAAAAGAUUUGAAUGAAAGAGAAGUUAACUAAUGGAAUUGUACUUACACGUUAAGCCACCGGAUGUCGCUGUCCUCCACAAAAUGGGUUUCUAGAACAAAGGCAGAAACCUGCGUUUCUCCCGGACUAGGAAGGAGCUUCAUUCUGAGAUCUGAGCCAUUUCAAUAAAACCGAACGUAAGCAAUCCACCAGGAGAAUCCAGGGCGUGUGACUCUUCUAGACCGCUGACUCGAAGAUUAGUGAAAGAGGGGAAGGGUAUGUAUGAUGUUUGUUUACAGACUCAGAGGCCUGAGAACCCGGCACCUGCUGCUUUCGCUUCUGCUCCUCGCAUCCUGGGAAACCGGGAGGGGUCAGGUCCACUACUCAGUCCCCGAGGAGGCCAAACACGGCACCUUCGUGGGCCGCAUCGCGCAGGACCUGGGGCUGGAGCUGACGGAGCUGGUGCCGCGCCUGUUCCGGGUGGCGUCCAAAGGGCGCGGGGAUCUUCUGGAGGUAAACCUGCAGAAUGGCAUCUUGUUUGUGAAUUCUCGGAUCGACCGCGAGGAGCUGUGCGGGCGGAGCGCGGAGUGCAGCAUCCACCUGGAGGUGGUGGUGGAGCGGCCGCUGCAGGUUUUCCACGUGGAGGUGGAGGUAAAGGACAUUAACGACAACCCGCCGGUGUUCUCCGUCUCAGAACAAAAACUCUCAAUACCCGAAUCCCGACUGCUGGACUCCAGAUUUCCGCUAGAAGGCGCAUCUGACGCGGAUGUUGGAGAAAACGCAGUGCUUACGUACAGACUCAGCCCAAAUGAGUUUUUCAUUCUUGAUACUAUAAGCAAAAAAGACAAAGGCAAAUUCCCAGUACUUGUUCUACGAAAACUGUUGGAUCGUGAAGAAAAUCCUCAACUUCCGUUGUUAUUAACGGCAACUGAUGGAGGCAAACCGGAACGUACUGGAUCUGUUUCUCUGCUGAUCUUGGUCUUGGAUGCCAAUGAUAAUGCUCCUAUGUUUGACCGAUCCAUUUAUGAAGUUAAGAUGUAUGAAAACGCACCGAACCAAACGUUAGUAAUAUGGCUAAAUGCUUCUGAUGCGGAUGAAGGAAUAAACAAGGAACUGACAUAUUCCUUCAGCUCUUUGGUUACACCCAGCAUAAGGAGGAAAUUUCUGAUGAAUGAAAGGACAGGAGAAAUAAGAGUAAAUGAUGCUAUUGAUUUUGAGGAUAGUAACACGUACGAAAUUCACGUAGAUGUUACAGAUAAAGGAAACCCACCUAUGGUUGGUCACUGCACUGUCCUAGUGGAAAUCCUGGAUGAAAAUGACAAUUCACCUGAGGUGGUUGUCACUUCGCUCUCUCUUCCCGUGCGAGAGGAUGCUCAGGUGGACACUGUCAUCGCCUUGAUCAGCGUGUCUGACCGUGACUCUGGCGUCAAUGGGCAGGUGACCUGCUCCCUAACACCGCAUGUUCCCUUCAAGCUGGUGUCCACCUUCAAGAAUUACUAUUCACUGGUGCUGGACAGCGCCCUGGACCGCGAGAGCGUGGUGGACUAUGCUGUAGUAGUGACCGCAAGGGACCUGGGCUCACCCUCGCUGUCAGCCACAACCAGCGUGUCGGUGGAGGUGGCAGACGUGAACGACAACGCGCCCACGUUCGCGCAGCCCGAGUACACGGUGUUCGUGAAGGAGAACAACCCGCCCGGCUGCCACAUCUUCACGGUGUCCGCGCGGGACUUGGACGCGCAGGAGAACGCGCUGGUGUCCUACUCGCUGGUGGAGCGGCGGGUGGGCGAGCGAGCGCUGUCGAGCUACGUGUCUGUGCACGCGGAGAGCGGCAAGGUGUUCGCGCUGCAGCCUCUGGACCACGAGGAGCUGGAGCUGCUGCAGUUCCAGGUGAGCGCGCGCGACGCGGGCGUGCCUCCUCUGGGCAGCAACGUGACGCUGCAGGUGUUCGUGCUGGACGAGAACGACAACGCGCCCGCGCUCCUGCCGCCUGGGGCGAGAGGCGGGGGCGGCACAGUGAGCCAGCCAGUAUCUCGGUCUGUGGGCGCGGGCCAUGUGGUGGCGAAGGUGCGCGCGGUGGACGCGGACUCUGGGUACAACGCGUGGCUGUCUUAUGAGCUGCAGCCGGCGGCGGAUGGUGCUCGCAGCCCAUUCCGCGUGGGGCUGUACACGGGCGAGAUCAGCACAACGCGCAACCUGGAUGAGGCGGACACUCCGCGCCAGCGCCUUCUGGUGCUGGUGAAGGACCACGGGGAACCGGCGCUUGCGGCCACGGCCACCGUGCUGCUGUCCCUUGUGGAGAGCAGCCAGGCGCCAAAGAUCUCGUCGCGAGUGUCUUCCAGCCCCGCGAGCUCGGACACAAGCCUGGUGGACGUGAACGUGUACCUAAUUAUCGCCAUCUGCGCGGUGUCCAGCCUGUUGGUGCUCACGCUGCUGCUGUGCGUCGCGCUGCGGUGCUCCGCGCCGCCCACCGAGGGCGCGUGCGCGCCGGGGAAGCCGGUGCUGGUGUGCUCCAGCGCGGUGGGGAGCUGGUCGUACUCGCAGCAGAGGCGGCAGAGGGUGUGCUCUGGGGAGGGCCCGCCCAAGACGGACCUCAUGGCCUUCAGCCCCAGCCUUCCGCCCUGCCCAGUGCCAGUGGCGGAGGUGGAAGAACAGUCUGUUGGAGGGGAUCACUCUAAAAAGCCACGGCAGCCCAACCCUGACUGGCGUUAUUCUGCCUCCUUGAGAGCAGGAAUGCACAGCUCUGUGCACCUGGAGGAGGCUGGCAUUCUAUGGGCUGGUCCGGGAGGGCCUGAUCAGCAGUGGCCAACUGUAUCCAGUGCGACACCAGAACCAGAGGCAGGAGAAGUGUCCCCUCCAGUCGGUGCUGGUGUCAACAGCAACAGCUGGACCUUUAAGUACGGACCAGGCAACCCCAAACAAUCUGGUCCCGGUGAGUUGCCAGACAAAUUCAUUAUCCCAGGAUCUCCUGCAAUCAUCUCCAUCCGGCAGGAGCCCACUAACAGCCAAAUUGACAAAAGUGACUUCAUAACCUUCGGCAAAAAGGAGGAGACCAAGAAAAAGAAGAAAAAGAAGAAGGGUAACAAGACCCAGGAGAAAAAGGAGAAAGGGAACAGCACGACUGACAACAGUGACCAGUGAGGUCACGUGAUGGGAAACAAGCCACUUAGCCAGUUUUUGUAAUUAAAGGCAACUCUCUCCCUUGUAGCAACUCCCUGCCCACUCCGUUCUCCCCUCCACACGAGCCCUGUCUUAGAGACCUCAGAAAUCUGCAGCAAGUGCCCUGUGUCUGUUUAGAUCACAUUUAGUGGGUUUUGUCUUGAAAGCUUUACUAAGUCUGGUGUUAACUCUCUCUCUUCGCUCUGGCUUGUUUUCAGAACCUAAAAAGCAGACCCAAGUUUCCUUUCUCCUCCGCCGCAAAGGAGAGGCUUCCCAGCCCCACCAGUGAGAGGUUGGACUCUCUGCCCUGUGCUCCGGGGAUCCUGUCUUGAUGACACUUGCAGGGCAGGCUGAAAGAUUUUGAGAUUGAGCAGCUUGGGUAUCUGUGGCCACUAGGUAUGUGUGGCCACCGGGGGUGGGUGAGUGCCAGACCUUGGCUGGGAUGGGCCAGAUUAUAGACUAGGCGGUGCAGGGAGGGCCGGGAAACAAAGGCAAACACACAGAGAGAGUUACCAGUCUGGAGGGGAACUGCAAAACUUAACAGGGCCCAGACUUUCUAAAUCUUACAACUCAAGAGGUUUGGGCCACCCUCAACCAGACAAAACUGCCCCCUCGGACAAGGCUUUAGCAGUCCCUACAGGCGGCACCUGCAAGCCGAUAGUUCAGUGUUCAGCAAGGGGCCAGCCAGGGCGACAGAAGCAGAUCUGAUGUGUUUCCUGUACAUGUCCUUGUGCUCACUUUAUUAAAAAUUCUUUUGCACACACUUUUUGUGAAAAGGCCAGAUCCUUUUCCAACGACACAUAUGCAAAAGCAAAAGAAAAAGAAGAAAACCCCAACACCUCACUUUAAGCUGUUUGUCGUUUGAUAGAUUUAUUUAAAAAAAGAGAAAAUCUAUAACUAUAAAUCUUUAAAGAGAACUAUGAUGAAGACAAUUCCCCUAAACUCUCCUCAAAAGCGAGUUCAGUCUACAGCCAUUUAAACGAUCACCGCUGCUACAGAAGUGCUUUAAGAGAAUUGCCUAUAACAUCUGUAUUAUACCGGCCACCCGCCAAUCACAGCUUUACUCUUUCAGGUCACUCUGGGGCUGCCUCUUGCAUGUAUUAAUUACUAAAUAAAAGGAUCUUUCUCUCUCUCUCUCUCUCUUUUCUAAGAAACAAUUACGUGCACUUUGUAUACACAACCUUCUCUAGCCAACACUAUCAAGACCCAGAAAUCGAAGAAAAAGAUUGUUUUCUCAUACACACAGUGAGCAGACUUUGCAGUCCUCUGAUUCUGUGAUUUGUCUUGGUGUGCUAGCUGACACCUCCGCUCUGGUUUCGUUUACCUUUUCUAUGACACUCUGACUUGCUACUCUUGCUAACACAUACGAUGUUACCCGAGACCGAUCUCCCAUAUGUAUGCUGUAUGCUAUUAUAAGACUCCCGAAUAUACUUACUCCGUGCUUGUGUAUGUGAAUGUUAAUGCAACUAUUACCUAGAGUGAACUUUAAGCUUUACCGUUGAAUGUAAUUCCAUUAUAUUUUCUUUGGUACACCUGUGAAAAAGUGGAGUAGUGUUUUUUUUAAGUAUUGUUAAUCAGCUUUUGUGUAUGUAAGACACAGUAAAAUUUAUUUCUCAAAUCAAGAUACUGGUGAUUCAAGGAAUUUUAUUUAUGGUCAGCCAAGAGCUGUCUCUUGCCAAGACUCCUGCUGGCAAGGGAACAGAUAAAGCUGUUUUUUCCUAGUAACAAUUCUGGAAUGAACACUGAAGAUAUUCCCUGAGGGCGCCAAGCACAAAAUUUACCAAUCUGACCUCUUUCGAGUUGCAGAAUGCUUUGAAAUUCUAAUGAUGUCUGGAAUAUCCGCUCCGAGAGAACAAUAAAAUUUACUGUCACCUUAAACAAGAAAUUUUAAUUUUGUUAAAAUGUACAAUUUAGAAGUUUGAGUGAUUAUAUUUUAAAAGUUAACAUAAAAGAGGUAGGAGUCUAUUUCAAAACAAAAGUAGUAAAUCUCAAAAAAAUCUGUUUUGUCUAUUUGAGCUUCAUUCUCCCACAUUUUGAAGGGUGUGUAACUUCAGCUCUGCAGGAUUGCAUGGGGUAAAACUUGUUGCCAACACAUCUGAACCAUUGCCACAUUGUAGGUCGUGAUCAUUUUGCCCCACUGAAACCCAUGUAUCUGACCUUACGUGCCUUUUGAAUACUAGGAGAAUCGGGCUAAUUUAUUAAUGAUGAUAAUUAUAAUGUAUCUGUACAGCACUUUAGCACUUUUUACCUUUGCAAAGUGCUUUCCAAUCCAUGUUAGUUACUAGUUAUUACAGCUGUAAGGAUAAAACACGUCAUGUGGAUUCAUUUUUGAUUGGUGCUAUUGGUAUUUCCUCUGUUAUUGCUAAUAAAUGGACAAUGGUGGUAUGAAAGAAA